AUUCAGGGUUGACGUUUGAAAAAUAAAAUUACCCAUAGUUAAAAAAAUGUACAGAUUGUAGUAUUACAUUAUCAGUUGCUUUGUGAAGUUUCAGGAGUUAAAAAACAAAAAAUAACGAAUGCGAGUAUCUUCAAAAAUGUUUAACGCCAUGAUCUGUCUGUAAAAGAUCAAAUACGGAAUUUCCCACUGACGUAAAAGCAACACGUGACGUCAUCUAAACGCACAACUUCCCCUGUUGCCGUAAACCUUACACAGUGAGUCGUAAAAACAGUCCGCAUCGGAUUUUGUUUUAGAGGUGAGAGAAAUAAACAGUUAUGGAUAACUUCGGACAAAACGCUUUAAAUUUUUAAUGAACGAAACGCACUUACAGCGUUUGGCUCAGUAUAAAGCUAAAUGGAACUAGUUUGACUCCACGGCGGACGCAGUGGAGUCAGAGGAGAUAAAAAGAAUGAGCUGAUCUCCAGCAAAAGAAGCUCGAAAAUGACAUCAAAUAGCGCCGAAGGACACUCUGUGGUUGGGGAAGUCAGCCCAGAUAUUCACAUCUGUGGCUUCUGUAAACAGCAGUACAAUAACGUUGAGGUCUUUUUGGCCCACAAGCAAAAUGGCUGUGCCCUGCCUGCAGCUGAUCCAUCAGCCAUCAAUCUGUCUGCAUCCUUCACAGACUCCACCACUGACUUUAUCUUUGAGGAGACUUACCAGUCCUCCGUCAUGAAAGGCGUCAAAAAGAUCCUGACCAAAGCACAGAAAACGCCUUUCAAAAAACUAAAACCAAGCCUGACUUCUAAGAGACACAGCUGCUGUUUUUCAGGAUGCACUUUCAAAACACAGUAUGGCCAAAAAGACAUGGAGCGUCAUCUCAAGACCCACACUGGUGAGAAGCCCUUUGAAUGUGAGCUGUGUCAUAAACGCUUCAGUCGGCGGGACAAGCUGAACAUGCACAGUCGUCUACACACAGGCGAGAAGCCGCACAAAUGCAAACACUGUCCGUACGCAGCGGCGGACAGCAGCAGUCUGAAGAAGCACCUGCGAAUCCACUACGACGAACGGCCAUUCAAAUGUCAGAUCUGUCCUUACGCCAGUCGCAACUCCAGUCAGCUCACCGUGCACCUCCGCUCCCACACCGGGGACGCACCAUUCCAGUGCCACCAGUGUGACGCCAAGUUCAAAAUCAACUCUGACCUGAAGAGACACAUUCGGACUCACUCUGGGGAGAAGCCCUACAAAUGUGACUUCUGUGAGUAUCGCUGUGCCAUGAAAGGCAACCUCAAAUCUCACAUUCAGCUCAAGCACAGCACCGAAAACUCCUUUCAGUGCACGCACUGUGAUUUCAAGUGCUCUACCAAGAAUGCUUUGCGAGAGCACUCGCGGGAGCAUCAGCCCGUUCAGCCCAUCCUGUGCUCCAAGUGCACUUACUCCUGCUCUAGCAAGUGGGCGCUCAAGGUCCACGAGCGGAUACACUCGGAGGAGAGACCUUUUAAAUGUGACUUCUGCAGCUUUGCCACCAAGCAGCGCAGCAGCCUGGUCAUUCACAAAAAGAAGUGCCACUCGGACAAGCCGGAGAAGGCUGUCAGUGGGAAAAGUGGCAGAGGAGCAGGGAAGGGUGGAGGAAGUGACUCUCCGAAGCCCGUCAGCUCCAGGUACCGGGCCAAACUGGAUGCAGCGCGAGCCUUUUCCUGCGACUCGUGCAGCGCUUCUUUUGUCAGAGAAGACUCUCUGCGGAGCCACAAGAAGCAGCACAGAGACGCUGAGAACAUGUUGCAGCUUCACACUGUGGAUUUGGUCUCACAGACAAACACUCAGCUGCAGGUUCCUCCUGUAGGUGACCACUCAGCCGCUCCUUACAGCAGUGCACAGCUUAAAAUUAUUGUAUCUCACCCAUUGGUCCAGGACAGCACCGUGAUCCCUGCAGGUCUGUCUGGUCAGGAGAAGACCAACGUGGUCCUACUGAGACCAGACAACCAGCAGGUGGUAGUCAACUCCAUGAUCCAGCAGGUGAACCUACUAACUCCAACACUUGGCUCUGCUGAAGCGUCAGACUCGGCCCUUAAACCCCAGACUGUGCUGUUGACUCAGCUCAGCUCCCAGGACACUGACCACCCGCUCCACCAGGCCCUGCUGCAAACCUCCAUCGCUGCUCAGGACUCCAGCCACGGCGCACAAGCAUUUAUCACUACCUGCUCAGAGCUGGAGAGCCUCAACGCCUUAAUCCAGGAGGGAGGCACAGAAGUUACAAUCGUGACCGUGGGGCACACGUCCACUGAGACGCCACCUAGUGAGUUCUUCCCUCCGUUAGAAGACAAAAUGGACACAUCGAAGGAGAGUGUCGCAGCCUGUGAGGAAAGUACGAUGGUUCCAAUUAUUGGCGACAUCAUCCACAGCGUUCCGUUGAUUGAGCCGCAGCAGAGUGCCAUAGCCCAGACACACUUCUCCGACUCACACACACUGGAAGACAUCCCAUAAUGAGUGUAGGAUUUAGUUCCUGCUUGAGCGUGUGUUGUUUUUUUCUUGAAACUUAAACUUUGUUACACCAUAAUAAGCUAUUUUAAAGAAUUGCGCAGGUCGUGGAUGGAAAAACAGAUUCUGUUUGCUGUCAGAAGUUUAAGUUUGAACUGUUGAAGUUGAACCAAAAAAACAUUACAUUUGAAGAAGGAUGCAGUGUAUUUGGGCCUGUGCGGUGGUGAAGGUGGUGAGAGUGCUUGCCUAUACAGCAAGAAGAUCAUUGGUUCCUUGUUUGAGCCCCAGUCCUUCUGUGUGGAGUUUCUAUAUUCUCCCUAUGGGUUUUUUUUUUUGCAGAAUCAAUGUACGAGUGUGAUGUGACCAGGUGUGUGACACUGUGAUGGACAAGCAGGUUACUAGUUGUUGUCUCAGCACAUUUGAUUCAUAUCAUGUUUUUAUGUUAACGCUGAAACAUUUUUAAAUACAAAGCUGAUACGACGUCUGUCAUUUUUGCUCACAUUGUCAAUAUUCAAUACCUAAGUUGUGUUUAUUUUUUGUGGAAAAAAAAACUUGACUGGAAAAAGCCGCAUUGUAGAAUUGCAAAAGAAUUUCAUUUGAAAUAAACCAUCACAAGUUGGAUUUCAA
This is a messenger RNA of Cynoglossus semilaevis (tongue sole), 3081 nucleotides long. RefSeq names its product zinc finger protein 64 homolog (mouse) (gene zfp64). NCBI's taxonomy places the organism in Eukaryota, Metazoa, Chordata, Actinopteri, Pleuronectiformes, Cynoglossidae. The record is from RefSeq and is a predicted model, not a curated record.